This is a messenger RNA of Drosophila innubila, 3516 nucleotides long. RefSeq names its product 3'-5' RNA helicase YTHDC2. Bases 165 to 3104 code for a protein of 979 amino acids. The transcript is spliced from 3 exons. Gene Ontology annotation, cellular component: intracellular anatomical structure. Gene Ontology annotation, molecular function: RNA binding; ATP binding. Lineage: Eukaryota; Metazoa; Arthropoda; Insecta; Diptera; Drosophilidae. The record is from RefSeq and is a predicted model, not a curated record.
GUUCAACAAUCGAUUACAAUCAGUCGAUGUUAGUGGCGUAAAAGCUAAGUGCUAUAUAGCUCGCAAGCAAGGCACAUGAGCAAAUUGUUUUGUGGUGGAAGCGUCGGCGCAUUUGUUUUGUUUUCGAUUCCUUGGUUUUUGUCAUAAAAAAGUGAAUUAGCACAAUGGUAAAGAGAAGUCAGAGACGCCGCAAAAAGAACAAGGAAGAUGGGAACCCUACAACUGGAGCAGUGACAACUGCCAAAAUCAAAAGCAAAGCUAAAACCAAAUCCAAGUCAAGUAAAUCAAAUGACAAGGAAAACACAAAUAUGAGUACGUCAGAGCAGAAGAAGCUGUCAUUUUGUGAGCUACAAAUGUUGCAGCAAACAGUAUUCGAUUUUUUGAAAAGCGACAAGCUGUCCGAGGAGCUCAGCGGCUUAAACAAUGUCCAGCGCAAGGAGAUUCAUCUCUUUGCCAGGCAACAUGGCCUAAAGACGCGCAGUCGCAGCAGCGCCGGCGACCGACUGCUGACCAUCUCCCGCAACGAGUGCCUUCAGCAGCACAUUCGGCUGCAAGAGGUGCUGCUGACGGUGUCGACGCGGACCAGCGUUGUCCUCGGCACAUCCCUCAACGAGUUGGACCGCAAACGGAUGCAGCCCCACAACGAGUACCAUCAAGGAUUCGCUUCCCAAGGAGGCGGCGGUCUCGUGGCCAAACCGCGUGUGCCUCCAAAUGCACGAUUCAAUAAGACAAUUCUCGCCGAACAGCGACAGCUGCCUCUCCAAUCCAAACGGAGCGCGAUACUCGAGUCCCUGAACAGGUCGCAGGUGCUCAUUGUAAACGGUGCCACCGGGUCUGGCAAAUCAACGCAGCUGCCACAGUAUCUGCUGGAGAAUGCAACGGAUCGCAGGCAGCCUAUUCGCAUUGUUGUCAGUCAGCCGCGUCGCAUUGCCGCCGUCAGUGUGGCCAGUCGCAUUGCCGAGGAGCGCGGCGAGGUUCUGGGCAAUGCAGUCGGCUAUAUAAUACGCAUGGAGAGCAAUUUCAGCAGCAAUACGGUGCUAUCGUUGACCACAAGCGGUUGUUUGCUACGCUCUUUGGCCAUGAAUGGAGCUGAGUUCUUUGCCAACACAACGCAUUUGAUUAUCGAUGAGGUGCACGAUCGAGAUCUGAAUACGGAUUUUCUGCUGCUGGCCGUUAAAUUGGAAUUGCAACGCAAUAAGUCGCUCAAGUUGAUACUAAUGUCAGCCACAAUGGAUCUGCAGGCAUUGUCCAGCUAUUUUAACAAUGCGCCGGUCAUUUAUGUAGAGGGACGAAGCUUUAAUGUUCGCAUUUAUCCAUUGGAAAAGGUACUCUCAAAGACAGGCUAUAUGACACCUCAGAUGAUGCGGAUGUUGGGCAAUGAUGACAAUGCUGACGAGGAGCAACUAUUGCAGGCCUACUUGACAGCACACCACAGUCGCGAGGAGGACAACAUUGACAAUGCCCUCAUUGUGUCGUUGUUGCAAAUGCUCUUGCUUAUGGGCGUGAAGGGUGCUGUGAUUGUAUAUCUGCCUGGCUAUCAGGAUAUGACCACAUUGAUGGACCAUUUGCUGGAAACAUUGCCUGAGGAUCAUAUCAAGGUUAUGUUGCUCCACAGCCAGAUCGAUGGUCUAAAGCAGAAGGAAGUCUUUCGCGAAUAUUCAGAUGUGCAGCUAAAGAUUGUGCUCAGCACGAACAUUGGCCAAACGUCGAUCACCAUUCCCGAUCUGUUGUAUGUGAUCGAUACUGGACGAUCAAAAAUGAAGACCUAUGAUGUGGCAACGGGAGCAUCACAGUUGGCCUGCACUUGGAUAUCACAGGCGGAUGCACAACAGCGAACAGGACGUGCCGGUCGAUGUCAGGAUGGCAUCUGCUAUCGUCUGUAUAGCACUGAUCAAUUCAACAAUUUUAGCCGCUUUGUCGUGCCAGAGAUGAGGCGUCACACGCUUGACGAGAUUUGUCUGCUGGCUAAGAUUGCCGUACCGCAUCAGCCCAUUGAGCAGUUUCUAUCACUGGCCUUGGAUCCACCAGAAACCACUGCUAUUGCCCAGGCGUGCGCCAAUUUAAAAUUGCUGAAUGUGUUGCAUGAUAGUGACGAGAGUGUCACAGAUUUGGGACGCAUCAUUGCCGAGCUGCCGCUUGAUGUCCAGCUGGCCAAGUGCUUGGUCUAUAGCAUCUAUUAUUGCUGUGCGGGCAGCGUGUCCAUCAUCGCCGCCUUCUACUCGGUUCGCGAUCCCUUCGUUCUGCCCAUCGAUCGCUCGGCACGCAACGAACAACGCAAGGCCCGAGAUGCGUUCUGUGUUGAUAGCUACAGCGAUUCGCUCGGUAUUCUCCUGCUCUUUAAUGAGUACACGUUGGUCUCCCGAAAGGGUCGCCGUGCUGUCGAUCAAUACUGUAGGGAGAACUUUGUGUGCCAGAAGUCUAUGGAUAUGUUCGUCUCGACAGUGCAAACACUUCGUCUUUCUCUACGCCGUAUCAUCAAAUUAAGCGACCUUAAUUCAGCCACUAAAUACGAUAACAACAUGAACUUGGUGCGUUUGGCCUUAACUGCUGGACUAUAUCCCAAAAUUGUCCAUAUCGACAGAUCGAAGAUUGGAAAACGUCGACUGAUUGCCGAGGGCGAUCCAAAUGUUCAGCUAUCUAGAAACUCGGGAAUGACCUUGUGCUUUUCCAAAAAGCCAAAAAGUUCUCUCAUUGAUUGGUUGAUAUACGUGGAAAAGUCACGUACAGCCGGCCAGGUGACUCACAUUGAGCAUGUCACAUUGAUUACCACUCUAAUGGUGGCGCUUCAAUGUGGCAAGGUGGCCAAAUUGGAGCCAAUUGGUCCCCAACAACAUGAUAACUUCAAUGAUGAUAACGAAGAGGCAGAUGAAAAUGAAACCAAAUCUGUGUUAUGCCUUGACUCCUGGAUACGUAUAUUGGUGGACACCGAUCUGGGACAAAAGUUGCUCAAGUUACGCUCACAUGUUGCCAGCGAGUUCAAUGGAUUUAUUUCUAGUCGUGUAAUGCAACCAGAUUGUUGCCCAAGUGUUGAAUACGUCCGUAAACUGCUUGAAAUUAACUCGGAAAUUUCAGGUCUAUCGGAAAACGAUAUCAUUUUGCACUAAGUAUUACUAGAAUAUUUUUAUACAUGGGUAUUAUAUGUAUUAUACGGAGUGAUCGCACUAUAAAUACAGUCAAAAAUUAGGAUUUGCUUGCCAGCAAUUUAAAAAUGCUUUCAUUCUGUCGAAUUCUAGUCGAAUGUAAAAUACUCGUUUCUAACUAGACCUUUUUUUUUUUUAAUAAUUAUUUUGCGAUCAAAUUUGUAUUUCAAAACCCAUUAAAUUAACUUUCUUUCAAUCUUUCUGACUUUCAAUCGCGUUUGAAAUAUAGUCAUUUAAUGACCACCCACGCUAAUCAAAUAUUAAUCCAAAGAUUUGUCUACGACUGUAUUUGAUUAGGCUAUACAUUUUGUAAGCAUUUUUUAAAAAAGAUAUUCUUGGAAUUACUUAAUAUGUGAUAUUACCGAGUCAUACAAAA